This is a messenger RNA of Cyprinus carpio (common carp), 2021 nucleotides long. Its product is annotated as interferon a3. Gene Ontology annotation, cellular component: extracellular region. Gene Ontology annotation, molecular function: cytokine receptor binding. Gene Ontology annotation, biological process: response to exogenous dsRNA; defense response. NCBI's taxonomy places the organism in Eukaryota, Metazoa, Chordata, Actinopteri, Cypriniformes, Cyprinidae. The record is from RefSeq and is a predicted model, not a curated record.
UUGCUUUAACUUAUAUUGAAGUUGUUAAAAUAUUUAAUUUGUGUGUUAGACGUAAGUUUGUGUGCUGGUGUCUAGAAAACUAAAGACGAUUAAAGAGUAAACUAUAAAUAUGUAUGCUUUCCAUUUCUUUUCUAAGUACAAAAUGUAUUGCUUUUGAAGGUGUUUUUAUUAUUCAUAUAGCAGACCAGAUGGUAUAUUUUGUAUAGUGGUCUAUGAGCAUUCACUAUACAACUAGAAAGUGAAAGCUGGACAGUACCGACCUGCACACUGCGUUUUCCCUUUCCAUACUCCCAAAUAAAAUCCAGCAAACUCCACCAUGCCCCUGCAACAUUCUCUCGAGCGACACAGUAGAAAGCUACUACACGUAUACAAAGAUGAAACAAACUCAAAUGUGGACAUAUAUCUUUGUGAUAUUUUUAACUCUGCAGAGUCAAUGCUCCGCUUGCAUAUGGCUCGGCCAAUACAAUUUGGUGAGCGCCGAAUCUCUGAAAUGGCUUAGGGAAAUGGAUGGACAAUAUCCUGAGGAGAUGAAGGUGCCAUUUCCAAGGACCCUGUACAACUUUAUAGGCAAUGCUAAGGUGGAGGACCAGGUGAGGUUUCUUGUCUUGACCUUAGAUCAGAUCAUCAGCCUCAUGGAUGCCAGAGAGCACAUGAAUUCAGAGCAAUGGAACCUAACGACAGUGGAAUAUAUCCUACAAGACCUGCGCAGGCAGUCAUCUGAGCUUAAAGAAUGUGUGGCCCAAUACCAAAAGCCGUCACAUAUGGAGUCGUACAAGAAAAAGAUAAUAAGGCACUUCAGGACUUUAAAGAAGAGUUUAAAGAAAGAAAAAUAUAGUACUCACGCAUGGGAGAAGAUCCGGAGAGCUGUGAUAACCCACCUUCAGAGGAUGGACAUCAUCGCAAACAACGCAAACAAGUCCCUGGAAAGAGUUUAACAGACAAUCAAUGACAGAAAAAAAUGUCUGACUUGUGACACAUUCCAUAGAAAAAAAAAAAAAAAAAAAAAAAAAACAAUGUUACAAAUGUAUUUGUGAAUUCAGAUGCUUGUAUUUAAUUGCAAUGAAUGAAACCUAGAAUGUAUUGAAAAUAGCUUGACUAAUAGGCAGUGCUUUAAUACAGUGUUUACCUUACGUGUUUCCAUGAAAACUUGAAGUUGAAUCAGACCAAACAAGCUAAUUAUGUUUCUUACAAAUACCUGUGAAAACUUUUCUAUUUGGUUAAGGUGAGAGUAAGCCUCUUUGCUUUCAACUAUACUCAGAUAUUUUGCUAACUAAAUGUUAAAAUAUGCUAUGCAUUUCAGAUUAUAUGUAUUAACUGUGAGUCAGCCAGCAUGUUGAGAUGCACAUGCAUGUUGGUAUAUUUCAUGAUUGUUUUAAGUAUACUUAAAUGUAUUUAUAUAUCUUUGUGCACAAUUUUUAUACCCCAGUAUAUUUAUUGUUUUCAUAUUUAAUGUUAUUUAUUUGCCCUAACUGUCAUAAAACAUUUUGUACUUUCAAAUAAAAAUAAUUUAUUGAAUCUGCUUAAGGCAUUGAACUUCCACACACCAGUACAGUUUACAAUUCCUUGUACUUGUCUUACUUCGCCUACUUUUAUGGGUCUUCAGAGAUUGAACGGUCUUUGUGAAAUGUAAAAAAGUGUUUUGUUUUGUUUUUUCCUGUAAUGCAAAUGCUUCACUAUAUUGGACAUCAUAAAGACGCUCUUUUCGAAGGGGGGCGCCAAAGUCAUAUCUGGGGCAAAACAUUUCUUCUGUGAGAAUGAUUAUAUUUGCUGCAUGGGAAAAAUGUCUCUGUUGUUGUCAAUACAAGUCCAAAACAUCUGAAACAUUUUUUGUGUUCCACAAAAGAAAUAAAGUCAUACAUGGGAACAAAAUAAGCACUGUUGUUAAAUGAUAACUGAAUUUUCAUUUUUGAGUGAACUUUCAAUUCAAGCUGUGCAGAUAUGAAAAAAGAAAAGAAAAAAAAAAACACAAACUGAAACCGUUGAAGCAAAUUUUCAAAUAGGCGCUAUCUUUAUUAACAAAC